ACUGAAUAGAAGUUACUAGAAGCGUGCUACAGUAGAAACCGCCGAAGAGACCCUGGUUUACAUCGCUACCCUUCUCCGCCUCACUACCUUGUAGUACUAUAGUAACGAACCAUAACACCGCAAUCCCAAAUUCCAUCAGUCGGGAAAAGGAUCUUUUCUUCUUCUCCCUCAGACAUGGACGCCGCUAACCUGAAUCAAUUGAAGCAAUUCGUUGAACAGUGCAAGUCCGACCCUUCUGUUCUCUCCGAUCCUUCGCUCGCCUUCUUCCGCGACUACAUCGAAAGUAUUGGCGGAAAGCUUCCUCCUUCUGCUUACAAGCCGGGAGAGUAUAAAGCGAAGUCUCAUGUGGUAGAAGAAAGUGAUGAGGAAAUGGGUGACUCUGGGAGUGAGGCUCAUCCAACAGGAACUACUGAAGAAGAGGAGCCUGAGAUAGUAGAAUCUGAUAUUGAGCUUGAUGAGAGUGGCGUUGUGGAGCCUGACAAUGAUCCUCCACAGCAGAUGGGAGAUUCAUCAGUGGAGGUUACAGAGGAAAAUCGUGACUCUUCUCAAGAGGCAAAAGCUCAGGCCAUGGAAGCACUUUCUGAAGGUAAGUUGGAUGAAGCAAUUGAUAAUCUUACGAAAGCAAUUAUACUCAACCCUACGUCUGCUAUUAUGUAUGCUACUAGAGCCAGUGUGUUUAUCAAAAUGAAAAAGCCCAAUGCUGCCAUCCGAGAUGCAAGUGCAGCUUUAGAGAUUAAUCCUGAUUCUGCCAAAGGGUAUAAAUCACGCGGUAUUGCACGAUCUAUGUUAGGACAAUGGGAAGAGGCUGCAAAAGAUCUCCACACAGCUUCAAAGCUGGACUAUGAUGAAGAGAUAAGUUCUGUACUUAAAAAGGUUGAACCCAAUGCACACAAAAUUGAAGAGCACCGAAGGAAGUAUGAUAGGUUGCGGAAAGAAAGAGAAGAUAGAAAAAUUGAGCGUGAGAGGCAACGUAGAAAAGCUGAGGCUCAGGCUGCUUAUGAAAGGGCAAAGAAACAAGAGCAGUCAUCAAGUAGGAGAAGUGGUGGCAUGCCAGGAGGGUUUCCUGCUGGUAUGGGUGGUGGCAUGCCAGGUGGUUUCCCUGCUGGUAUGGGUGGUGGCAUGCCAGGUGGUUUCCCUGCUGGUAUGGGUGGUGGCAUGCCAGGUGGUUUCCCUGCUGGUAUGGGUGGUGGGAUGCCUGGUGGCUUCCCUGCUGGUAUGGGUGGUGGUAUGGGUGGUGGGAUGCCUGGUGGCUUCCCUGCUGGUAUGGGUGGUGGGAUGCCUGGUGGAAUGCCAGGAGGUUUUCCUGGAGGCAUGCCUGGAGGGAUGCCAGGAAACAUUGAUUACAGCCAAAUACUGAAUGACCCUGAACUAAUGGCUGCUUUUAAAGAUCCAGAAGUUAUGACUGCUCUUCAAGAUGUGAUGAAGAACCCUGCUAAUCUAGCCAAGCACCAAUCAAAUCCCAAGUUGGCUCCGGUCAUUGCAAAAAUGAUGAACAAGUUUGGUGGAGCAAAGUAACAACAGUAUAUGGGUUUGAAUGUUUUUAUUCUGGUAGAGUUUGGUUGGGCCUUGUUGCAUUCUAUGCUUUUUGAUAUACUUUAUUAAAACAUGCACAGAUUUCUUAUGAACAUACAACUUUUAUUAUUUCAUCCUGAAGGUUUUCUGCAAUUUGAUGUUUUAAAGUAUUUUGGU
This is a messenger RNA of Ipomoea nil (Japanese morning glory), 1689 nucleotides long. Its product is annotated as FAM10 family protein At4g22670. The record is from RefSeq and is a predicted model, not a curated record. Gene Ontology annotation, molecular function: protein dimerization activity; Hsp70 protein binding. Bases 175 to 1515 code for a protein of 446 amino acids. The transcript is spliced from 11 exons. Lineage: Eukaryota; Viridiplantae; Streptophyta; Magnoliopsida; Solanales; Convolvulaceae.